Symbiodinium necroappetens is the source of this 319-nucleotide messenger RNA. The record is from the annotation of a GenBank genome assembly. Lineage: Eukaryota; Dinophyceae; Suessiales; Symbiodiniaceae.
GCCUUCCCGGAUCGCCUUGGCUGCGGACCCGGCUCUGCCGGCCUCCAUCGCUAUCUCAAAGAAGAUGACUGCGAUGGACGAGGCGGUGAAGGCCGCUGCCAAGCCGGAAGAAGAGCUGUACUGGAGGGUGUUGGCCUAUUGCACAGCUUGUCGAACGCCCUGGUGCAAGUUACCAUGGCGCAAGCACACCUGCCUGAAAGGAGAUUCCAAGGCAGAAGGCGCGAAGGGAAUGGACUGCGACAUGUCUUGGGAGGCCUACACAGACUUGCUCACGAAGUCCGUGCCGCUGAUCACGAGGAAGCAGGCCGAGAACACUUGA